Messenger RNA from Asparagus officinalis (garden asparagus), 3320 nucleotides. RefSeq names its product DNA repair and recombination protein RAD54. Gene Ontology annotation, molecular function: DNA translocase activity; ATP-dependent chromatin remodeler activity; ATP binding. Bases 108 to 2870 code for a protein of 920 amino acids. The transcript has 21 exons. Lineage: Eukaryota; Viridiplantae; Streptophyta; Magnoliopsida; Asparagales; Asparagaceae. The record is from RefSeq and is a predicted model, not a curated record. Gene Ontology annotation, cellular component: nucleus. Gene Ontology annotation, biological process: reciprocal meiotic recombination; double-strand break repair via synthesis-dependent strand annealing.
CGCUUUCCCCGCGGGAGCCCCCGCCGCCCGCCAAAAUUUUCAUUGCCUAAAAAUACGCUGGGAAAAUCUUAAAGAAUGUUGAGGAAACAGAGAAUCCCCAAUCAGAAAUGGGCUUCGCCGACGAAGAAGGCGACGACGACGAAAUCGAUCGGAUCUCCUCUAACUCGGACGAAUCCAACGACGACGGCGACGGCGAUUACAACGGCGAAGAGGUCGAUGACGGAUCCCUUAAGUCACAGUCGUCCGAUGAGGACAGGAAGUCUCAGAACGUCGAUGCGCUAGUCAGAGGAAACCUUGUAGUAAAGAGGCAGCCUCUUAUUCCUCGAGUUCUCACAGUUGGUGAUGGGGCAUUAGUGGCUAGAAAACCCUUUAAGCCUCCCUGUUCAAACGGAUAUAAAGAUUGUAAGGAGCUGACUCGUCGGCUCUGGACACGGAAAAGAUUUGUCCCAUGGGGUUCUUCAAGGCCUGCAUUAGUCGCUAUAAAUAAUCUCUUAACUAUUUCAUCUGCUUCUGAGAAUGGUGCCUCAGAAACAGAUCAGAGUUUGCCACCUGGUAUUGAGCCUUUGAUUCUUUGGCAACAUGAUGGUUCAGAUGAGGGAGCUGACCAUCUUACCCAGAUUGAGGUAGACCGGUUGCUUGUUCAGUAUCUUCGACCUCAUCAAAGGGAAGGCGUUCAGUUUAUGUUCGAUUGUGUUUCGGGGUUGUCUAGCGCUGAUGGUAUUUCGGGAUGCAUUCUGGCAGAUGAUAUGGGACUGGGUAAGACUCUCCAAUCAAUUACAUUGCUUUAUACUCUUCUUCAUCAGGGCUUUGAUGGGAAACCUAUGGUUAAAAGGGCUUUGAUUGUUACUCCUACUAGCCUUGUCAGCAACUGGGAGUCUGAGAUUAAUAAGUGGGUUGUAGGAAGAGUUAAGCUACUUUCUCUAUGUGAGAGCACACGAGCAGAUGUUAUCUCUGGAAUUGACAGUUUCUUGAGACCUUGCAGUCUUCUUCAGGUUCUUAUCAUAUCAUACGAAACGUUUCGCAUGCAUUCGUCAAAGUUUGAGAAGAAUGGAUGCUGUGAUCUCCUGAUAUGUGAUGAGGCUCACAGGCUGAAAAAUGAUCAGACGCUGACAAAUAGGGCACUGGCUACUCUUCCUUGUAAUCGACGCAUAUUGUUAUCAGGAACCCCUAUGCAGAAUGACCUCGAGGAAUUCUUUGCUAUGGUUAAUUUCACGAAUCCUGGAGUUUUGGGUGAUGCAACAUACUUUCGUCGAUAUUAUGAAAAUCCAAUUAUUUGUGGAAGAGAGCCAACAGCAACAAUAGAAGAAAGAAAGCUUGGUACUGAGAGGUCAGCAGAGCUAAGUGCGAAAGUUAAUCAGUUUAUACUGAGGAGGACAAAUGCUUUGUUAUCGAAUCACUUACCACCAAAGAUUGUGCAAGUUGUCUGUUGCAAGUUGACUCCUCUGCAACUUGACUUGUAUAACCAUUUCAUACAAUCAAAAAAUGUUAGGCGGGCAAUUAUUGAGGAUGUUAAGCAAUCCAAAAUUUUGGCAUGUAUUACUGCUCUUAAAAAGCUCUGUAAUCAUCCAAAGCUCAUUUAUGACACUAUCAAAAGUGGAAGUUCAGGAACCUCUGGUUUUGAAAAUUGCGUGCAUCUUUUCCCUUCAGAACUAUUUUCUGGAAGAUCUGGGGCAUGGACUGGUGGAGGUGGAAUUUGGGUAGAACUAUCGGGGAAAAUGCAUGUCUUAGCUCGAUUGCUGAGUCAUCUUCGACAGAAAACAGAUGACCGAAUUGUUCUUGUAUCAAAUUAUACUCAGACCCUUGACCUUUUUGCUCAACUCUGUCGAGAGAGAAGAUAUCCAUUUGUAAGACUUGAUGGUACGACAUCUAUUGGGAAAAGGCAAAAGCUUGUCAACCGUUUCAAUGACCCGUCUAAGGAUGAGUUUGUAUUUCUUCUUAGUAGCAAGGCAGGGGGUUGCGGGCUUAAUUUAAUUGGAGGAAAUCGCUUGGUUCUCUUUGAUCCUGAUUGGAAUCCUGCCAAUGACAAACAGGCAGCAGCAAGAGUCUGGAGGGAUGGUCAGAAAAAACGAGUAUAUAUCUAUAGGUUUCUAAGCACAGGAACUAUUGAAGAAAAGGUCUACCAGCGGCAAAUGUCGAAAGAAGGGCUCCAGAAAGUUAUUCAGAAGGAGCAAGUGGAUAGUGAUAUGGUAGCUGAAAAUUUCCUAUCAACUGAGGAUUUGCGAGAUCUGUUUACAAUUCAUGAAAGUGUAAGGUCAGAGAUUCAUGAGAAUAUGAAUUGCACUCGAUGCCAAACAACUGAUCGGAUAUUAGAGAAUGCUAGUGGGAACAUGAUGGAGGUUUCUGAUGGUCAAGAUUCUACAACUGGAGAUUGCGCUUGCAGUCAAAUAGCUGAUGAUAUUGGUGGAUUUGCUGACAUUGCUGGAUGCUUGAACAGAUUAAAAAGCUCUGAGAAACAAAUUGGAACUCCACUUGAAGAAGACCUUAGAAGCUGGGGUCAUCAUUUUAGCUCAAGUACAAUUCCUGAUGCAAUACUGCAGGCUUCUGCUGGUGAUGAGGUCACGUUUGUUUUUACAAAUCAAGUGGAUGGGAAACUUAAACCAGUUGAAUCUGCAGUAAGAUCAACAAAUCAGCCCUUGACGGGACAAAGCCACCCCAUAAACGAAAGCAAGAAAAUUCCUUGUAAUAAAAGUUCUUCAGAAUCAAGUCAAAAUUUUAGGAUUGUGCCGACUUUUGAGAGGAGGUCAACUAAGCUUUUAAGAACUUCGCCAUUUGGUCUACAACGAAAGUCGAAUGUGCUCUCCAAUAGUAAAGGUUCAACCCAAAAACAAGCACAUGCUUCUGAUAAUGCAACAGAUGAUGAUUUUGUGUGAAUAGUCUCGGAAAUUGUAGUCAAGGAAAUUUUGUUCAUAGUUGAAGAAAUUUCAUUCAGAGGUUUAAAGGGAUUGUUGAAGUGCUUCCCUUUUGCCUGUCAUAUAUGUGGCUCCAACUUGAAUAAGUAGGCAUGGAUCACCCUGCAUAAAAGAGAUGGAGAAAGCAUUUUAAUCCACCCAAAGUGUUGCCUAGCAGAGAAACUGAAGUGAAACUAGAUUGAGUAAGAUUUAUUUCCUUUCAUAUACAAGACAAUUUAAUAAAUUUUGAGGUUGGUUGUAAACAGUCUCACCUUCCCAUUAAGAAUUUCAGAAAAGAAAUGGGAGGGAAAGACUUCUCGUUGCAGAGACCCUGUACACAAAAUAUUGUAACUUUUUUUUUUCCUGCUUUCUAUCUCAGGCUGAAAAACCUGCAAUUAUAAAUAUUUACUCAAGGACUAUUUUCACUCCCUA